GGUGCCUGAAAGGUCCCAUCUCUAAAACAACCUUAUGGCCGCGAAACGACCAUAAUUUCUGAGCAUUUUGCAAUUAUUGCGAUCAACCGCGAAUCAAAUGAGGUACAUCCAGGUGCACCUGCCUUCUCUUCAUCUAUAGUUUGAGUUGUUGCAGCCGGAAGCAUGUCAGAUUCAACAAUAUUUUCCUUUGACUCCACUGCUGAAUCGUUCGUUCUUGGCCACUCAUCGGACAGCGACGUUUCCAACUCCAGCGCUACGUCUAGCCUCAGUGCAUCAGCGGCAUCCAAUUCAUCGGCGGCAUCCAAUUCAUCGGCGGCCUCCAAUUCAUUGGCGUCCUCCAAUUUACCUGCAGCAUCCAAUUCAUCGGCUUCCUCCUAUUUAUCUGCAGCAUCAAUCUCUUCGGCGGACUCCAAUUGGUCUCCAAAUUUAUUCCUGGAAACCAAUUCAUCCUUGGAACACCAUUCUUUCUCGGAACACCAUUCAUCGCCGGAAAUUAAUUCAUCCUCGGCAUUUAAUAUCACCGACACUUCCGCUGGCGGAUCAAACAUCCUGAAUUCUACACAGGAAGAUCGCUCUUUGAAUAUGAUCCGCGAUGAAUCACAGUCCCUGGUCAACUUGUCCGUUCCAGACGACGAUGUUCCCUCGCAGAUAAGAUUACUAUCGCGGAAUAUGUCAGAUUUUGAAGCCGAAUUAGAUGGCAUAAACCGCUAUUGCAAUCGUGUGGACCAGAACAACAUUUCACCAGCAUCUACCUCAACACCAACAGUUGUGCGUGGCAAUCGUCGCAGGAGUGCCAUCAGUCCAGUGGAAGUGAUAGAUUUGUCCCAUCUGGAACUGGCGCCUCCAAUUCGAUCAGCCCGUUAUCGUGCUCCCGACGCUGUUAUCGACUUGUGCACUCCCGAUGGAACAAGACGCCGUUUAGAGACUCAUUCGAACGACUCGCCUACCGUUCACAGCCGUCGGCCUAUCCUUGCUCGGCGCCUCGAAAAUUCUCCAGUAGUGGAUCUCGACGAUGUGUCGCCACCCAAACGCGCCCACCGUGAUCCCGAGAUGUCCCAGAGGGAGGACUCCUACAAAUGUCCGGUCUGCAUGGAAAGUGUGAGCAAGCGCGAGCCGGUGUCAACAAAAUGCGGACACGUUUUUUGCCGAGAAUGUAUCCAAACUGCCAUCAGCUCCACGCACAAGUGCCCGAUGUGCAACAAAAAGCUCACAGCACGUCAAUAUUUUCGCAUUUAUCUGUGAGUUGCUUAUCUACUACUUUAAUUUAAUUUGCUCUGUGAGCUACAUUUAAAUUCCUAAUAAACUCCUAAUAAUUAAUUUUAUAUAGUUGGUUAAAAUGAUUGACCUAUAAAAAUGUUAAAGACGGCAAAUGAAUGUCCGAUCUUGUAACUUACACAAAAUUAUUUUUAAGUUACCAUUUGUAAUCCAUUCCGCCAAAAAUAUAAUCAUUAUUACAAGUUUGUGAAAUUAAUAAUGGCCUAGUUAUGAAUCGAACCAUUCUCAGGUUAAAGUAAGAAAUGAAGACCGAUUGCGAUGGUCAAAACUUUAUUUUUCAGGAAUUAUUAAAUGUUGUUUAACAAUGUAAAUAUAUUUUUUUUUAAUAAAUUAGUCACAUUUAACUGACUCUGAGACAUUCGUCAGAUCCAGCAA
This is a messenger RNA of Drosophila biarmipes, 1650 nucleotides long. RefSeq lists its product as uncharacterized. Bases 163 to 1242 code for a protein of 359 amino acids. The transcript is spliced from 4 exons. NCBI's taxonomy places the organism in Eukaryota, Metazoa, Arthropoda, Insecta, Diptera, Drosophilidae. The record is from RefSeq and is a predicted model, not a curated record. Gene Ontology annotation, molecular function: transcription factor binding. Gene Ontology annotation, biological process: positive regulation of transcription by RNA polymerase II.